Molecule: messenger RNA, 1483 nt
Organism: Acomys russatus (golden spiny mouse)
Lineage: Eukaryota; Metazoa; Chordata; Mammalia; Rodentia; Muridae
Gene: C2cd4c
Product: C2 calcium dependent domain containing 4C
Exons: 2
Coding region: 162-1430 (422 amino acids)
Source: RefSeq, a predicted model, not a curated record
GUGAGCCCAGCGCGCUCCGCGGUGCCCAGACCCCGCGCACAGGGCGUCGGGGGCGCGGUCAGCUCGCUGCGCCGGGCCCAAGGCUGCCACCGCCUCCCCCAACGCAAGGCGCAGCAGCUGAGUGAAGCCACAGACGUCCUGGUCUCUUGCCCGUUGUCCUCAUGAGAAAAACCAACAUGUGGUUCUUGGAACGACUUCGGGGGUCUGGGGAGAAUGGAGCCAGCCGCGGUGUGGGUGGCGAGGCUGGGGACAAGGCCUCCAAGGGCCCUCUUUAUAGCAACGUGCUGACUCCGGACAAGAUCCCGGAUUUCUUCAUCCCGCCCAAGCUGCCCUCAGGCCCCACAGAGGCUGAGGGGCAGGCGGACCUGGGCCCAUCCACCUCAGAGCAGAACCUGGCCUCACCUGGGCCCCGCCGAGCACCUCGCAGCCCCCGGCUGCCCGUCAAGUUGGCCUCAGAGAGCAGGAGCCUGUUGAAGGCAGCCACACGACAUGUGAUUCAAAUAGAGAGUGCGGAGGACUGGGCAGCCGAGGAGGCCACUAAUGCCGACCCCCAGGCACAGGGGGCCAUGUCAUUGCCCUCUGUGCCCAAGGCGCAGACAUCCUAUGGCUUUGCCACACUGGCAGAGAGCCCCCACACCAGACGCAAGGAGUCCCUUUUCCACAGUGAGCACGGGGCCCUGGCCCAGGUGGGAUCCCCUGGUGCUGGGCGCCGCCGAGCAGGGGCCAAGUCCAAUGGGGGUGAUGGGGGAUCCCGGGAGGUUGGGGGGGCCCUGAUGAGCCCUAGCCGCUACUUUAGUGGCGGGGAAAGUGACACGGGGUCCUCUGCUGAGUCCUCCCCCUUCGGGUCCCCUCUGCUCUCUCGCUCUGUGUCGCUGCUCAAGGGUUUUGCCCAGGACAGCCAGGCCAAAGUGAGCCAGCUGAAACAGUCUGUGGGGCGCCAUGGCUCCCUGUCUGCCGAUGACAGCACACCAGACACCAGCCCAGGUGUCCGUCGCCGCUUGACCCGCAGGGCAACCCCGGAGCCAGGCCCUGAGUCUGGCCAGGCGCCACGUGGAGAGCACACCGUUCGCAUGGGCACCAGGGGCAGCGUAAGGCUGCUGGCAGAGUACGAGGCGGCUCAGGCCCGCCUGCGUGUGCGCCUGCUGGCGGCUGAGGGUCUGUAUGACCGGCCCUGUGAUGCCCGGAGCAUCAACUGCUGCGUGGGGCUGUGCCUGGUGCCGGGGAAGCUGCAGAAGCAGCGGAGCACCAUCAUCAAAAACAGCCGCCACCCCAUCUUCAAUGAGGACUUCUUCUUUGACGGCCUGGGGCCAGCCAGUGUGCGCAAGCUGGCCCUCAGGAUCAAGGUGGUUAAUAAGGGGAGCAGCCUCAAGCGGGACACACUCCUGGGGGAGGAGGAAUUGCCACUAACCUCCCUGCUGCCCUUUCUGUGAGGCCCUCCUCUUCAUACAGCUCUCAGCGGAGGGGGUGGGAGUGGGCGGAGCUU